Molecule: messenger RNA, 1048 nt
Organism: Durusdinium trenchii
Lineage: Eukaryota; Dinophyceae; Suessiales; Symbiodiniaceae
Source: the annotation of a GenBank genome assembly
GCAGUACAAUGUGUCGGCAAUGGUCAAACGAGACAGCUCUGACCAAGACGUGGAAAAGGCUUUCCGCAGAGUCGUGAAGAAAGUCCAUCCUGACAAAGGUGGGGAAGUUGCGCAUGCUCAGCGCUUGCAAGAUGCUCGAGAAAAAAUGGCUCCUCGAUCUCGAGCUUACAUGAUCCGUUCCCCUGCUGUGCUCCUCACCUACCAUGGAAUUGCAGAGCUUGAUUGGCGAGGCUUCUUAGCUUGGGUGCAACUUCAAGUGCCAGCUUGGGGUGUCAUCCAUUGGUGUGCAAGUAUGGAAAGGUGUGGUUCUGGACAACCGCAUGUGCAUCUCAUGUUGCAAUUUGCCAGCGCCUCAGACAGCCGCGGCGUCGAUGGCUUUAUCUUCAACAGCGCUCGACCCAAUGCGUGCGCCACUGAUGUCUGCGGAGAAGGCCUGUCAAAGAAACAUUUCCAAAGAAGUGUUGACCGUGGAAUGUUCUACGUCUGGGCAGACAAAAUUGGCACUAUCUUUGCGCCAGACAACAAGCCUUUUACGGACGGCAACUAUACGCCAUGCUGGACCGAUUGUGCCAAAACCUACCAAGUCCUAGGCAAAUGGCCCGAGACGCUGUGGAAACAGCGGAAAAUCACCACUGAGGUCUACGAAAAGCUCCUGUUCUUGACUAGGGAUGGUGUGCUCUCACGCCAAAGGAAUUUGCAAGCUUGCCUUGACCGCGAAGAAGCAAUUGCUUCGAGAGCUGCCGUUGAGGAGCGGGUGGUUCGGAUUCGGUCAAACCCUCAGCUGUACAAGCCGUUCCCUCAAGUACCUGAAGCCCAGGCUUGGCUGAAGCUCUUUGAGCAUGAUGCCUUGCGUUACCCCAUCUUGGUUGUAUUGGGAACCAUGCGGCAAUUCAAGCGGGGGCAUCAUGAUGGCUUGGUCUUAGAUGAUGUGAGGGACCUUCAAUUCCUGGUGAACCACCAGGAAAAGCUGCAGGGCAAAUAUGACUGCUUGGUGGAGUUUGGGUCAACGGCUGGAGGCACUUGUGCCUACCACCGUGAUCUCUUUGGA